CUCAGCUGGGCAGUCGUCACACACGAUCCCACCGACCGACUCUCGUCCGAGCCCUGGUCGCCGAUCCACGACGCUGGACUUUGCCGCGACCGCGGGGGCCAGACCGGAGGACCCGCAGACUUCGAGCAAGACGUCCAAACGCAAGAAGAACCGCAAUCGAAAGCGCCGCAACCGCCGACAGUCGUUUUUGGCCGCGGAGGAUUCUCAUACCGGUGCUGCAGCUGGGUCGGUUCCUGACCCAGAGCCUCUGGACAUCAUGUCUGCCGAUCAGCCCAAGUCGCAGGCGGCGCGCCCGUUCUACAAGCUCAGCGCGGAUUUAAGCAGUACCAGUUUGGAAAGCGAGGCAUUGUUGGAUCAUCGGUACGUCAUUCCCGGAACUAGCCUCUCCAUCCAGACAAAAUGAAGCUCCGGACAGUUAACCUCGCCCAUUCCCCAUUGUAGAGACCAGCUGCCCCUGCGUCCGCGUCGAGAAAGUCGGCUGGCUCAGUCGUUCCGCCCGGGCUCCUCGUCAACGCUCAAGCGUCCCGAGACGAUGUCUCGCAAUCUGCCCUCGGGAAGCAGGACCGUCAUUCAAGCAGGCGACGAAAGCGAUGACGCCGGCACGGUCAACGAUCGCACCCCAUUAAUCCGCCCCACUUCCAGCAGCAAGUCCAAUCGUCCCCGGUACGGGACGGAGCAAAAACCCAGCCAGCUCUCAGUCCCCCGCCGACCCUCGUCGACCCGCACGACCUCCUCCCGCCGCUCGCCGCGGAACAUUUCGAGUCCGGUGUUCCCAGAGCCUGAGCGGGACUACGAUGUGAAUAAUCCGCCGUCGAUGCCCACGUCGCCUAAGCUGGGGCCCGAGAUGGGCUACGACGAUGCCGUCGUGACGGGGGCCGAGUAUGACUUUGCCAUGGCCAAGUCCAUCGAGAACCGCAUGGACUCCCUCGGUCUCACCCGGCCCCAGGACAUGGUGAUCGACGUGGAUGACGAGGGUCGGCGACCCAGACGGAAGUCGGCCCCGUCUCCACCUAUCUCCCCGCAUCGCCACAGCGCCGACGGCCUGCAUCGUCGCCGCACCUUUCCGGCCGAGGAGGACGUCUGCUUCCCCGCAGAGGUCGCGUCCGAGCUGGCGGAGGAGGAAGGGAUGCGGCCCGCCCGCGAGGGGCCGCGUCGGCACCGCCGCCGCCGCCGGGAGUGGCCGGACCUGUCCGUCCUGGAGGAGUGGAGUCGCGAGGAGAAGGAGGAGCGCAUCGGCGAUUUCCGGACCAAAAAGAUCAGCGAGCCGAUGCUGGUCGAAGGCCGUCUGCGGCCGCAGUACCGUCUAUGGCGGAUGGAGGAGGAGGACGCGCCUUACCGGUUCACCUACUUCAACGAAGAGUUGCAGAGCACCAUCCACGCGCAGACCAUCUCCGAGCUCGUGCAGCCGGGCGGGAGCUUCCAGGAGCUAUUCAUCCCCGAGCCGCCCGAACUGGAUGUGUCGUCCGACGACGACGACGACCUGGAAUCGGGGCCGGACGAGCCGGCGCCGGUCCCCGAGCACCCGCGGGCCAGCAUGUCGGGCCUGGGCGAUGCCCCGAACAACCACCAUCACCACUACCACCAUCAUCACUUCCAUCACCCCACCGAACCUCUCGGCCCCGACGGCAAGCCGAAUGGGCGGCCGUCGGUUAUCAGCGAAGCGUUCUCGGACGCGCGCACAUCGGCCAACGCGUCGCCGUCGCGGCGGCCGGGGACGGCCAAGCCGAAGCGGUACGGACCGCGGCCGACGUUCUGGCUGGACGUGCUGUCGCCGACGGACGCGGAGAUGCGGGUGAUCGCCAAGGCGUUUGGGAUCCACGCGCUGACGGCGGAGGACAUCAUGAUGCAGGAGGCACGGGAGAAGGUGGAGCUGUUCCGGCACUACUACUUCGUCAACUACCGGACGUUCGAGCAGAACCCGAACAGCGAGCAGUACCUGCAGCCGGUGAACAUGUACGUGGUGGUGUUUCGGGAGGGGGUGCUGUCGUUCCACUUCUCUCAGACGCCACACCCGGCGAACGUGCGCCGGCGGAUCCGGCAGCUGAUGGACUACCUGAUCCUCAGCUCGGACUGGAUCUCUUACGCGCUGAUCGACGACAUCACGGACGUGUUCGGGCCGCUGAUCCAGGCGAUCGAGGAUGAGGUGGAUGAGAUCGACGGGAAGAUCAUGCAGAUGCACCCGUCGGACCUAAGUAGCAACCGGGAGCAGGAGAAGGCUACGCAGGCGGACCGGGUCCCGCCGUCGCUGACGCCGGGCGAGAUGCUGCGACGGGUGGGGAUCUGCCGGAAGAAGGUGAUGGGGAUGUACCGGCUGCUCAGCAACAAGGCCGACGUGGUGAAGGGGUUCGCCAAGCGGUGCAACGAGCAGUGGGAGGUGGCGCCCAAGUCGGAGAUUGGCUUGUACUUGGGUGAUAUUCAGGAUCACCUCAUGACGAUGACCAGCAGUCUGACGUAUUACGAGACGUUACUGUCGCGUGCUCAUUCCAAUUACCUGGCGCAGAUCAACAUCCUGAUGAACGAGCGACAGGAGCAGACAGCGGACGUGCUGGGCAAGUUGACGGUGCUGGGGACCAUUGUGCUGCCGCUGAACAUCAUCUGCGGUAUGUGGGGGAUGAACGUCAAGGUGCCAGGUCAAGACGUGGAUAGUCUGUCAUGGUUCUACUCCAGUGAGUUUUUUCCCCAGAAGAUCGUCGGUAUCAUCCCACCAUGCUAACCCGCGAUCUUUGCAGUCACCGGUGGGUUGAUCUUGUUCGCCCUCGCCUCCUUCUCCAUUGCCAAACGCGUCUACAAGAUUGUGUGAGGAAUUACGAUGACGAUGAUCGAUGAUGAUGGUCGAUUACCGAUGACCGAUGACCAUGAACGAAUCUAUAUUAUUUUUAUUAUUAUUCUAUUUUUGAUUUGAUUCUUUCUCUUUAUUUUCAUGGAUAUUGCCCGGUUCGGGACUUUGUGUGGGUGAUGUCAUGGCGCUGGUGGUUUGGCCGGCUCUGUCCCUGUUUCUGUAGAAGGAUGAACCUGUCUAGAUUUGUGGCUGGAUCCUUGUGUGGCAUUCAUCAGGAUGUACAUAUCUGUUCUAUAAGAUAG
Aspergillus candidus is the source of this 3081-nucleotide messenger RNA. Its product is annotated as magnesium transporter CorA family protein. The record is from RefSeq and is a predicted model, not a curated record. Gene Ontology annotation, cellular component: plasma membrane. Gene Ontology annotation, molecular function: magnesium ion transmembrane transporter activity. The coding region runs from base 533 to 2713 and encodes 726 amino acids. The transcript has 2 exons. Gene Ontology annotation, biological process: intracellular magnesium ion homeostasis; magnesium ion transmembrane transport. NCBI's taxonomy places the organism in Eukaryota, Fungi, Ascomycota, Eurotiomycetes, Eurotiales, Aspergillaceae.